AAAUAAUUGAAGAAUGAUUUCGUAACUUCUAGAUGAAAUGACGGUGGCUUCAGGAAAAUAAAAAAAGGAAAUGGAUAAGAUUAACUAUAAAUAUUAAAGAAGAACGAGAGAUGUAAUUAACGCAGAAAAAUAAGAAAAAUUAGAAAACAAAGAAAUAGAUGUUGGGUUACCAAGAAUUAAGGACAAGGAAGAAGUAUAUUAAGAAUUGAAAAGAAGAUUUAGAAUGGCAUGGAAAAGUAUUUUCAUUAUUCAAAUUCUAAGGUCCUGGAUUCAAAAAUGAUGAAUUUACUAAAAUACCAACAUUGAAGGGUAAAAUAUUGAAUGAAUGGGAAAUAUUGCGAAUAAAUUUGGCAGAGAGAAGUUAUAAGGCUCCUUAAGGUUACCCUAUUAUCUAUAUUCUAAGGCUUCAAAGGAUUCAAAAUACCGAGUCAAUAUUAAGAAUUCUAAAAACCAAAGACACCACCAGGAGUAAAGAAGUAAUUAGAUGAAUUCAGAUUGGAUUUUGAGGAUUUUGUUUAAAGACCAAGCAAAUAUGGAAAAGUGCAUGAGGACGAAAUGUUAGAAAAAGUUAGGAUUAAUAAUAAGGAACCAUUUAGGUUGACCAACAGUGUUCAACAUAAUGAAUUUGGUUUUGAUCCACAUUUAACUUGGGAAGCAGAAAUGAAAAGAAAAUAAUCUAGCAAUAAAACAUUUAAUAAAUGA
Paramecium octaurelia is the source of this 702-nucleotide messenger RNA. NCBI's taxonomy places the organism in Eukaryota, Ciliophora, Oligohymenophorea, Peniculida, Parameciidae. The record is from the annotation of a GenBank genome assembly.